Pogoniulus pusillus (Red-fronted tinkerbird) is the source of this 728-nucleotide messenger RNA. RefSeq names its product inosine triphosphatase (gene ITPA). The record is from RefSeq and is a predicted model, not a curated record. Gene Ontology annotation, molecular function: nucleoside triphosphate diphosphatase activity. Lineage: Eukaryota; Metazoa; Chordata; Aves; Piciformes; Lybiidae. Gene Ontology annotation, cellular component: cytoplasm. The transcript is spliced from 8 exons. Gene Ontology annotation, biological process: nucleoside triphosphate catabolic process. The coding region runs from base 20 to 625 and encodes 201 amino acids.
CGUGCGCGGCGGGGUCGGGAUGGCGCUGCCGGCGCGGCGGAGUGUGGUGUUCGUGACGGGCAACGCCAAGAAGCUGGAGGAGGUCACUCAGAUCCUCGGAGACUCCUCUCCCUACACGCUGGUAGCGAAAAAAAUUGACCUGCCCGAGUACCAGGGUGAGCCGGAUGAGAUCUCCGUGCAGAAGUGCCGCGAAGCCGCCCGGCAGGUUCAGGGACCUGUUAUAGUAGAAGACACCUGCUUGUGCUUCAAUGCUCUGGGGGGGCUUCCAGGGCCAUACAUAAAAUGGUUCCUGGAGAAACUCAAACCAGAAGGCUUGUACAAGCUGCUGGCUGGGUUUGAAGACAAAUCUGCCUACGCUCUCUGUACCUUUGCAUUCAGUACUGGAAACCCGGAGGAGCCAGUGAAGCUGUUCAAAGGCCAGACUCACGGGAUGAUAGUGGAGCCCAGAGGCCCUCGAGAUUUUGGCUGGGAUCCCUGCUUUCAGCCAGAUGGCUACGACCAGACCUAUGCUGAACUGCCCAAGGCAGUGAAGAAUUCGAUCUCACACCGUUACAGAGCUUUAAGUGAACUCUCUGCCUUCUUUCUUCAGAGCAACUCAACAGUGUCCCACUCUGGCCCCAGCUAGCCUUCCUGGGCUGUGAGUGCCCUGUAUUGUCCUCAUCACAUUCAGCCCUGUGAGAGCUCAGAUCUGCUGUGGGCUGCCAUUAAAGCUGCUCCUUCUGAAGCAA